Molecule: messenger RNA, 1608 nt
Organism: Carya illinoinensis
Lineage: Eukaryota; Viridiplantae; Streptophyta; Magnoliopsida; Fagales; Juglandaceae
Product: transcription factor TCP14-like
Exons: 1
Coding region: 229-1347 (372 amino acids)
Cellular component (GO): nucleus
Molecular function (GO): sequence-specific DNA binding; DNA-binding transcription factor activity
Source: RefSeq, a predicted model, not a curated record
UGUUCUCCUUCCUUAUCUCCUCUCUCUAGAGAGCAAGCCGCUCCCAACAAUACAUUAGCUCUUAAAGAAAUUCCAUCCAACAAAGAGAGAGAGAGAGAAAAAAAAAAAAAAACAGUCUUAGUUUUAUUGCUAGAGAGCUAUUGAGAGAGACCCACCAAAAGAUUAAAUUAAAGGUUGCUCACAGUCUCUCAUAAAAAAGCAUUAGACUGGACCUAUUUCCAUGCGAUCAUGGAAGGAGGUGACGAUCUCCACCGCCCAAAUUUCCCAUUCCAAUUGCUAGAGAAGAAGGAAGACGAGCCAUGCUCUACCUCAGCCUACCCUUCACUCGCCAUUUGCCCCGCCGCCGACGCCAACGCCAUCCAACCCAGCACCGCAGCAGAACCCAGCUCCAAAAAGCCUCCUCCAAAGAGAGCUUCAACCAAAGACCGACACACCAAGGUCGAUGGCCGAGGCCGCCGUAUCCGAAUGCCUGCACUCUGCGCAGCUAGGGUUUUUCAGCUUACACGCGAGCUGGGACACAAGUCCGACGGAGAAACCAUCGAGUGGUUGCUCCAACAGGCCGAGCCCGCCGUGAUAGCCGCCACUGGCACCGGUACAAUCCCUGCAAACUUCACGUCCCUCAAUAUAUCACUCAGGAGCUCCGGCUCUAGCAUGUCAGUCCCCUCCCAACUAAGAUCCUCCUACUUCAAUCCAAAUUUCUCGAUGCAGCAACAGAGAAGAAGUAGUUUGUUUCCGGGUAUUGGGUUGUCAUCCGAAAGCGGCACGUCCAAUCUACUCAAUUUUCAGUCCUCUACCAGCAUGAACUCCAUGCUGCAAGCGAAGCAAGAACUGCGGGACGCCACGUCAUCGUUGGACAUGUCGGAGGCGACGGAGGAGAGUAUAGGAGGGAGGAAGAGAAGGCCACCGGAACAGCAGGACCUAAUGGGAAGCUACUUGUUGCAGUCAAGCACGGGGGCCAUUCCGGCCAGCCAUGGUCAGAUUCCGGCCAACUUUUGGAUGGUUGCUAACUCUAAUAACCAAGUCAUGAGUGGUGACCCGAUAUGGACGUUUCCUUCGGUUAAUAAUAGUGCGGCUGCUUUGUAUAGGGGCAACAUGUCUAGUGGGUUACAUUUCAUGAAUUUCCCUCCCCCAGCUGUGGCCCUAAUGCCUGGGCAGCAACUGGGGUCAGGAAUUAGUGGUGGUGGGAACAGCAGUAGUAUGAGUGAAGGCCACUUGAACAUGCUUGCUGGGUUUAAUCCAUAUCGGCCGAUUUCAGGUAAUAGUGUUUCGGAGUCUCAGGCGAGCGGGUCUCACUCGCAUCACGGUGGCGGCGAUGAUCGGCACGACACAACUAGUCACCAUUCAUAGAUCAUGAUCAUCUUCAGCUACAAUAUGUGUAGCAGUUUGAUUUGUAACACACGUGAGGAUUGAUUGUUCAUCUUAAAUAUUUGAGUUUUAUAAUUUCUCAAAUAUUGUUUUGUUUUCUGUGUGUGAUUAAUAUAACGUUCUUAGGGUUUGGGAAAGACACUAUAUUUUAACAUCGAUCGGUGUUGGCUGGUUUUUAUUUUCUACUAAAAGACGCAUUUGGGAUUUUCACUACACAAUAUCUUAUCAUCAUUGUUUGUGCAA